Molecule: messenger RNA, 1919 nt
Organism: Zea mays
Lineage: Eukaryota; Viridiplantae; Streptophyta; Magnoliopsida; Poales; Poaceae
Product: Core-2/I-branching beta-16-N-acetylglucosaminyltransferase family protein
Exons: 12
Coding region: 456-1607 (383 amino acids)
Cellular component (GO): membrane
Molecular function (GO): glycosyltransferase activity
Source: RefSeq, a predicted model, not a curated record
CAAAUUAAAACUUUCGGAACGAAACGAGGGAAAGGCAACAACACACAUUUGGCGCGCCCUCUGCGGUGUAUCAAAACAAACAAACCGCAUCGUCGCUUUCCUCGCCUCUCUUUCCGUUUUCCUUCCUCGUCGCGGUCGUGGGUCACUUGCCGCCGCGCCGGCAACGUCCCCUUCCCAUCCCCAGCCACGCAUAAAUCAAUCGAUGCAUUGGUCCUUGGCACGACUUGAUUCCUGAUUCCCUCUGCUGUUCUCCACCCGCUCUCUCUCUUUCGCGUGGCAUUUCUUCCUGCCAGCGACGAAUUGGCGCGCGCCGCCGCCGCCGUCUGCCCAGGCCCUUCGCCCACCCACCAGACAGACGUGUAUAAGCGAGAGGAAAUUAUCUGCCGGCCAUUUUCACUGACAGCUGGUGGAGUCCGAGAGUAAUGAGAGCUGUGAAGUUUAAUGGACCUAAAUAGAUGAAGCUGCAUCAAGUUUGGCAGUUAGGCGUUAAGGAUAUGAAGGCCGUUCCACUUCCACGUCCGAGAUCAGCUCCAAAAAGACGUGCGUGGAUCCCUGCCGUUGCAGCUUUUAUCUCCAUCGCGCUAGUCUGGGCUUAUCUGUAUCCUCCCCCGCAUUACACUUCUUCUGUGAGGGAUUGGCUUCCUGCGGAACCAGCCAGGGAAUUGACCGAUGAGGAGAGGGCCUCGCGUGUUGUUUUUAGGCAGAUCCUAACAACACCUCCUGUUCUAUCCAAGAAUUCAAAAAUAGCUUUCAUGUUCUUGACUCCGGGGACAUUGCCAUUUGAAAGAUUAUGGGAAAAGUUCUUUGAGGGCCAUGAAGGAAGGUAUACCAUAUAUAUUCAUGCCUCAAGGGAGAAGCCUGAACAUGUCAGUCCCAUAUUUGUUGGUCGAGAGAUACACAGUGAAAAGGUAACUUGGGGUAAAAUUUCUAUGGUUGAUGCUGAGAGGAGGUUGAUGGCAAAUGCUCUACAAGAUAUUGACAAUCAGCAUUUUGUUUUGCUAUCUGAUAGCUGUGUACCUUUGCACAGUUUUGAUUAUGUAUAUGACUACCUGAUGGGUGCAAAUCUCAGUUUUAUUGACUGCUUUUAUGAUCCUGGACCACAUGGAAAUUUUAGAUAUUCACAAAAUAUGUUGCCUGAGGUCACAGAGACUGAUUUUAGAAAGGGUUCACAGUGGUUCUCAGUCAAACGCCAACAUGCGUUGAUGAUUAUUGCAGAUAGUCUUUACUAUACUAAGUUCAAGCUUCAUUGCAGGCCUGGGAUGGAAGAUGGUCGCAACUGCUACGCUGACGAACAUUAUUUGCCAACAGUAUUCCGUAUGAUGGACCCAGAUGGAAUUGCUAAUUGGUCUGUAACCCAUGUUGACUGGUCUGAAGGGAAGUGGCAUCCAAAAGCUUACCGGGCAAAGCACGUUAAUUUGGAGCUUCUGAAGAAUAUAGCAUCAAUCGACGUGAGCCACCAUGUCACUAGUGAUGGCAAGAAAGUGGUCACAGAGAACCCCUGCCUAUGGAAUGGAGCAAAGAGGCCAUGCUACCUGUUUGCGAGGAAGUUCUACCCUGAAUCCAUAAACAAUCUCUUGACCUUGUUCGCGAAUUACACACUUAUUUGAGCUUCUAGGUGACGCUUAGAGGCUACAGGGAAUAUUUUGUUAUAGAAAUCCUUGUACAUUGGUUAGGAACAUAAUAGGAGAUUAAUUAACAGGAUAGCAGUUGGUGAGGAGAAGGCUUUCGGCUUUCGCUGCAGCAACACAGUGGCUUCGGAUAUACCACAACUGGUCAUUGCUACUCCUUUAGCCUCGUGUUGCUUUCAUAGUUUCUUCUACCCACAUUUUUAGCUGCGGCGUUUUACCAUGUACAUCAAGCUUUGUUUUUACAAGGAAUGGUCAUUCAAUAGGAAAAUCUGAGAUCAUGGUCUUGUAUUU